Messenger RNA from Symbiodinium sp. CCMP2456, 753 nucleotides. NCBI's taxonomy places the organism in Eukaryota, Dinophyceae, Suessiales, Symbiodiniaceae. The record is from the annotation of a GenBank genome assembly.
UCAGUUUCAGGGUCGAUCGACACGCAGACUCUCGCUGCCAUGACGCACCUUGCGAGGUCAGCUAAUGCCGUGCCUGCUGCGGAGCUGAGAAAGCUGUGCUACACCACUGCCCAGGCCAUCCACGACGGCGCAGGGCCCCUGAAGCCCGGCACAGCAGGUGCUGGGGAGAACUUCCACAGCCUCCGCGAGACUCAGCACGUGCCUCUGGAGCGCGCAGCGUCUGCUCCUGGAGGCACCCUCAGGCGAGGUACCUCGUACGAAAAGGACUUCGGUGAGGAGCCCGUCUUUAUCGACCUUGAGGUCAACCGAGCGCAAGCGAACCUUCUCAAAUCCAAGAAGAACUACGUCAAGGCGCCACAUGUUGGCACAUCGACCUACUCGCAGUCUUUCCGAUGGAAAGGUGGACCUAAGCCUCCAGAUGCCCGAGUUCCUGAUUGCGGGGUUCGUGAAGCGAUGAGCUUGGGCAGCCCUGUGCCCACUACCUCCACAGCACGCAGUGCCUUGAGCACCGGGGCAACUAGAGUAUUCGGCAAUGUGGAGAAGUGGCGGCCAGUGGAUCAGCUUGGAGGGGCCACUGACUCCUAUGACUUCCUUCAGUCGUCUUACCGCGCAAGUUUCCAAGGAUCGCUUUCGAGGCGGCCAGGUGCAAAGCGUCGCGUUCCGAACUUCCGGGACUCUGGCGACCCCGCUCGUACCUUCGCCGCUGCAACCUUGACCUCAACGUACCAGCACCACUUUACCCGUGGUCUUUGA